AUGCUGGAAGAUGAUGAUCUAAAGCAUUUGAUAUGGUGGUCAUCUACAAAUGAAUCGUUCGUGAUUACUCCUGGUGAAGAGUUUAGUAAAGCAUUAGCUCAAUAUUUCAAACACACUAAUGUUGCAUCUUUUGUUCGUCAAUUGAAUAUGUAUGGAUUCCACAAAGUUAGUGAUGGAAAUACAACUGAAAAUUCUGAAGUGACCACUUGGGAAUUCCGUCAUAGUUCAGGAAGCUUUAGAAAAGGUGAUAUAGAUAGUUUGAAAUCAAUCAAAAGAAGA
Molecule: messenger RNA, 279 nt
Organism: Hansenula anomala
Lineage: Eukaryota; Fungi; Ascomycota; Saccharomycetes; Phaffomycetales; Wickerhamomycetaceae
Product: heat shock factor family protein
Exons: 1
Biological process (GO): regulation of DNA-templated transcription
Molecular function (GO): DNA-binding transcription factor activity; sequence-specific DNA binding
Source: RefSeq, a predicted model, not a curated record